Messenger RNA from Pogona vitticeps (central bearded dragon), 7062 nucleotides. Lineage: Eukaryota; Metazoa; Chordata; Lepidosauria; Squamata; Agamidae. The record is from RefSeq and is a predicted model, not a curated record.
AUGGCCCAAGGCCACAGCCCCGGAGGGGGGGGCGCGAGGGAGAACCUUGUGUUCCAGACGGGCAUGGUGGGCUAUCCGGAGGCCCUCACGGAUCCCUCCUACAAAUCUCAGAUCCUGGUCCUGACGUAUCCCCUCGUCGGGAACUAUGGGGUCCCACCGGACGAGUUGGACAAGUAUGGCAUCAGCCGGUGGUUUGAGUCCAGCCGUAUCCACGUGGCUGCCCUGAUCGUGGGCGAGUGUUCCCGGAACCCUAGCCACUGGAGCGCCACUCGCUCCCUUGACCAGUGGCUGCAGGAGAAGGGGGUCCCUGGCCUGGAAGGCGUGGACACCCGGGCGCUGACCAAGAGGAUCCGGGAGAAGGGGUCCCUUCUGGGCCGAGUGGCGCUGGACGGCCUCCGCCACGCCCACCUGCCCUUUGAGGACCCAAACCAGAGGCACCUGGUCAAGGAGGUCUCCGUCCAAGAACCCCGUCUGUUCAACCCGGGGGGGUCUGUGAGGAUCACGGCCGUGGAUUGUGGCCUGAAAUACAACCAGAUCCGGUGCCUGUGCGAGCGGGGCGCCGCCGUCACGGUGGUGCCGUGCGAUCACCCCCUGGAUAGCGCGGAGUUUGACGGGCUUUUUGUCAGCAACGGCCCGGGGGACCCCCAGCUCUGCCAAACGACCAUCGCUCAGCUGCGGGCGGUCCUGGAGCUGCCCUCCCCGAAGCCUGUCUUUGGCAUCUGCUUGGGCCACCAGCUGCUGGCGCUGGCCAUCGGGGCCAAGACCUACAAGAUGAAGUACGGGAAUCGGGGCCACAACCAGCCUUGCCUCCACGAGGGCUCCCAGCGCUGCUUCAUCACCUCCCAGAACCACGGCUUUGCGGUGGAGCCGGGCAGCCUGCCGGCCGGCUGGGCCCCCCUCUUCACUAACGCCAACGACCUCUCCAACGAGGGGCUUGUCCACACCUCGAAGCCCUUCUUCAGCGUGCAGUUCCACCCGGAGCACAGCGCUGGGCCGACGGACCUCGAGGGCCUCUUUGAUGUUUUUCUGGAGACGGUGAAAGACAGCAUGGCUGGAGGAGCAAACACCAAGACAGUCUGCGAGCGGCUCCAGCGAUACCUGCGCCCGUCCCAGAGUCCGCCCGCCAGCCCCGCAGGCCGCCCUCGUAAAGUGCUCAUCCUGGGUUCGGGGGGCCUCUCCAUCGGACAGGCGGGAGAGUUUGACUACUCCGGCUCCCAGGCCAUCAAAGCUCUGAAAGAUGAGAACAUCCAGACGGUGCUGAUCAACCCCAACAUCGCCACCGUGCAGACCUCCAAGGGCCUGGCCGACAAGGUCUACUUCUUGCCCAUCACCCCAGACUACGUAACCCAGGUGAUCAAGAACGAGCGCCCCGACGGGGUCUUACUGACGUUUGGGGGCCAGACCGCCCUGAACUGUGGCGUGGAGCUGACCAAAGGUGGCGUGCUGGAGCGGUACAGUGUGCGAGUCCUGGGCACCCCCGUGGCUUCCAUUGAGAUGACGGAGGACCGCAAAGUCUUUGUGGAGAAGAUGGAGGAGAUUGGGGAGCAUGUGGCGCCCAGCGAGGCCGCGUGCUCCGUCGAACAGGCCCAGGCAGCGGCCGAUCGGCUUGGCUACCCCGUGCUGGUGCGCUCUGCCUACGCGCUGGGCGGGCUGGGCUCCGGCUUCGCCAACGGGCGGGAGGAGCUGACGGCCCUGGUGGGGCAGGCCUUGGCGCACACCUCGCAAGUGCUGGUGGACAAGUCGCUCAAGGGCUGGAAGGAGAUCGAAUACGAGGUCGUGCGGGACGCCUACGACAACUGCAUCACGGUGUGCAACAUGGAGAACUUGGACCCGCUGGGCAUCCACACAGGGGAGUCCAUCGUGGUGGCCCCCAGCCAGACCCUCAACGACCGGGAGUAUAACCUCCUGCGCACCACGGCCAUCAAGGUGGUCCGGCACUUGGGCAUUGUCGGCGAGUGCAACGUCCAGUACGCGCUAAACCCUGAGUCAGAGCAGUACUACAUCAUUGAGGUGAACGCCCGGCUGUCGCGGAGUUCGGCGCUGGCUAGCAAGGCCACGGGCUACCCCUUGGCCUACGUGGCUGCCAAGCUAGCCUUGGGCAUCCCACUGCCAGUCCUCAGGAACUCGGUCACCAACUCCACCACCGCUUGCUUUGAGCCCAGCCUGGAUUACUGUGUGGUCAAGAUCCCGCGCUGGGACCUCAGCAAGUUCCUGCGUGUCAGCACCAAGAUCGGCAGCUCCAUGAAGAGCGUGGGGGAGGUCAUGGCCAUCGGGAGGAACUUUGAGGAGGCCUUCCAGAAGGCUCUGCGCAUGGUGGAUGAGAACUGCCUGGGCUUUGACCACACCGUGAAGCCGGCCUCGGACAUGGAGCUGGAGACCCCCACGGACAAGCGCAUCUUCGUGCUGGCCGCCGCUCUGUGGGCCGGCUACUCCAUCGAGCGCCUCUACGAGCUCACCAAGAUUGACCGCUGGUUCCUGCACAAGAUGAAGAACAUCACGGACCACGCUCUGCGCCUGGAGUCCUAUCGCCAGGCCGAGCCGGGCACCAUGCCGCCUCCUGUGCUCAAGCUGGCCAAGCAGCUGGGCUUCUCGGACAAGCAGGUGGCCCAGGCAGUGCUCAGCACAGAGCUGGCGGUGCGGAAGAUGCGCCACGACCUGAAGAUCCUGCCGGUGGUGAAGCAGAUCGACACGGUGGCCGCCGAAUGGCCGGCCCAGACCAACUACCUCUACCUGAGCUACAACGGGACCGAGCACGACCUGGCCUUCCGGGAGCCCCACGUCAUGGUCAUCGGCUCCGGCGUCUACCGCAUCGGCAGCAGCGUGGAGUUCGACUGGUGCGCCGUGGGGUGCAUCCGGGAGCUGCGCAAGAUGGGCUACAAAACCAUCAUGGUGAACUACAACCCGGAGACUGUGAGCACCGACUACGACACGUGUGACCGGCUCUACUUUGAUCCUCCCCUCCGGCAGGUGGUGAUGGACAUCUACGAGCUGGAGAACCCCGAGGGCGUGAUCCUGUCCAUGGGGGGCCAGCUGCCCAACAACAUCGCCAUGGCCCUGCACCGCCAGCAGUGCCGCAUCCUGGGCACCUCCCCGGAGGCCAUCGACUCGGCCGAGAACCGCUUCAAGUUCUCCCGACUCCUGGACACCAUCAGCAUCAGCCAGCCCCUCUGGAAGGAGCUCUCGGACAUGGAGUCGGCCAAGCAGUUCUGCUGCAAAGUGGGCUACCCCUGCGUGGUGCGGCCCUCGUACGUCCUCAGCGGGGCCGCCAUGAACGUGGCCUAUUCCGACAGCGACCUGGAGCGCUUCCUGAGCAACGCCGUCGCCGUCUCCAAGGAGCAGCCGGUGGUCAUCUCUAAGUUCAUCCAGGAGGCCAAGGAGAUCGACGUGGAUGCCGUGGCCUGUGACGGGCAGGUGGUGGCCAUUGCCAUCUCUGAGCACGUGGAGAACGCUGGCGUGCACUCGGGAGAUGCCACGCUGGUGACGCCGCCCCAGGACAUCACGCCCAAGACCCUGGAGCGGAUCAAGGCCAUUGUCCACGCCAUCGGGCAGGAGCUGCAGGUCACGGGGCCCUUCAACCUGCAGCUGAUCGCCAAGGACGACCAGCUGAAGGUGAUCGAGUGCAACGUGCGGGUCUCGCGCUCCUUCCCCUUCGUCUCCAAGACGCUGGGCGUGGACCUGGUGGCCUUGGCCACGCAGGUGAUCAUGGGGGAGGAGGUGGAGCCUGUCGGACUCAUGGUCCCCCAGUUCUCCUUCUCCCGGCUGGCGGGGGCCGACGUGGUCCUGGGCGUGGAGAUGACCAGCACGGGGGAGGUGGCCUGCUUCGGAGAGAACCGCUGUGAGGCCUACCUCAAGGCCAUGCUCAGCACCGGCUUCAAGAUACCCAAAAAGAACAUCCUGCUCACCAUCGGGAGCUACAAGAACAAGAGCGAGCUGCUCUCGACGGUCCGCACCCUGGAGAGCCUGGGCUACAGCCUCUACGCCAGCUUGGGCACGGCCGACUUCUACACGGAGCAUGGCAUCAAGGUGAAGGCGGUCGACUGGCACUUUGAGGAGGCAGAGGCGGGCGAGGGGCCCUGCAAGGAGAACCCGCAGCGCAGCAUCUUGGACUACCUGGCCGAGAACCACUUUGACCUGGUGAUCAACCUCUCCAUGCGCAACUCGGGGGGCCGGCGGCUCUCCUCCUUCGUCACCAAGGGCUACCGCACCCGGCGCCUGGCCGUGGACUACUCCGUCCCCCUCAUCAUCGACAUCAAAUGCACCAAGCUCUUUGUGGAGGCCCUUGGCCAGAUAGGGGGCCCCCCUCCCUUGAAGAUGCACGUGGAUUGCAUGACCUCCCAGAAGCUCAUCCGUUUGCCAGGGUUGAUCGACGUCCACGUGCACCUGCGGGAACCGGGGGCCACGCACAAGGAGGACUUUGCCAGUGGCACGGCAGCCGCUCUGGCGGGGGGCAUCACCCUGGUGUGCGCCAUGCCCAACACCUCCCCUGCGGUCCUUGACGCCGGCUCCUUGGCUCUGGCACAGAAGUUGGCCGAGGCCGGCGCCCGCUGCGAUUUUGCCCUUUACCUGGGCGCCUCUUCCGACAACGCCGGCUCCCUCGGGACGCUGGCUGGAGCUGCCGCCGGCCUCAAGAUGUACCUGAACGACACCUUCUCUGACCUCAAGAUGGACAACGUUUCUCUCUGGAUGGAGCACUUUGAGAAAUGGCCCAAGCACCUUCCCAUUGUGGCUCACGCCGAGAAGCAGACGGUGGCCGCCAUCCUGAUGGUGGCCCAGCUGUACCAGCGCCCGGUCCAUAUCUGCCACGUGGCCCGCAAGGAGGAGAUCCUGAUCAUCAAGGCAGCCAAGCAGAAGGGCAUUGCGGUGACUUGCGAGGUGGCCCCCCACCACCUCUUCCUGUGCCAGGAAGACUUGGGGCGCAUCGGGGAGGGCCGCGGCCAGGUGCGGCCCAUGCUGGGCACCCGGGAGGAUAUGGAGGCCCUGUGGGAGAACCUGGACACCGUGGACUGCUUUGCCACUGACCACGCACCCCAUACUCUGGAGGAGAAGCUGGGGAAGGACCCCCCUCCGGGCUUCCCCGGCUUGGAGACCAUGCUGCCCCUUCUGCUGACGGCCGUCUCCGAGGGGCGCCUCACGGUGGAGGACGUGGUCCAGCGCCUUUACGAGAACCCCCGGCGGAUCUUCGGGCUGCCUGUUCAGGAGGACACCUACAUCGAGGUGGACCUGGAGCAGGAAUGGCUGGUGCCGGCUCACACGGCCUUCAGCAAGUCCCGGUGGACGCCCUUCGAAGGGAUGCGUGUGAAAGGGAUGGUGCGCCGUGUCAUCCUCCGUGGGGAGGUGGCCUACAUAGAUGGCCAGGUUCUUGUGCCCCCGGGCUACGGGCAAGAUGUGCGGAAGUGGCCGUGCGCAGCACCACCCCUCCCAGCCCCGGCCAAAGAGAUCCUCAAGACUCCAGAACGCCCCCACCCCCCUGUCCAGAUGGAGGCCUUGCGAAGCCGAGCAGCCAGUCCCCGGCGAGCGGCUCUGGCCAGUGAUGCCCGCUUCUACUUGGCCCCCCGCAUCCACCGGGCCUCGGACCCCGGGCUGCCAGCUGCUGAUCUCAGGGAGAAAGUUGUGAAAAGGGCCCCAGAGGCAGGUGAGGUCUCUCUUCCUGAGCCGCCCUUGCUGGGUCACAGCUUGGGUGGGGAGGCAGCCCUUCCUCCUGGCAACCCCACCCCACCCCACCCCCAGCUCUCCCACCUGCUGAACAUUGCGCACAACCUCCGCAUGAUGGUGCAGAAGGAACGGGCCUUGGAGAUCCUCAAGGGAAAGGUGAUGGCCUCCAUGUUCUACGAGGCGAGCACCCGGACCAGCAGCUCCUUCGCGGCCGCCAUGUGUCGCCUGGGGGGCUCCGUCCUCUCCUUCUCAGAGGCCACCUCGUCCUGCCAGAAAGGGGAGUCCUUGGCCGAUUCGGUCCAAACCAUGAGCUGCUAUGCGGACGUCCUGGUCCUGAGGCACCCCCAGCCAGGGGCUGUGGAGCUUGCUGCCAAGCACUGCCGCAAACCUGUGAUCAAUGCCGGGGACGGAGUCGGGGAGCACCCCACCCAGGCGCUGCUGGACAUCUUCACCAUCCGCGAGGAGCUGGGCACAGUCAAUGGCAUGACGAUCACCAUGGUGGGCGACCUGAAGCACGGGCGCACGGUGCACUCCCUGGCCCGCCUCCUGACCCUCUACCGGGUCAGCUUGCGCUACGUCACGCCUCCCAGCCUGGGCAUGCCGCCCGAGAUCGUUCACUUCGUGGCUUCAAAAGGGGUCAAGCAGGAAGAGUUUGAGAGCAUCGAAGAGGCCCUGCCGGACACGGACGUCCUCUACAUGACCCGCAUCCAGAAGGAGCGCUUUGCCACCGUCCAGGAGUACGAAGCGUGUUUCGGGCAGUUCAUCUUGACGCCGCACAUCAUGACACGGGCCAAGAAGAGGAUGGUGGUCAUGCACCCCAUGCCACGGGUCAAUGAGAUCAGUGUCGAGGUGGACUCGGAUCCUCGGGCAGCCUAUUUCCGGCAGGCAGAGAACGGGAUGUACGUCCGCAUGGCCCUCUUGGCCACCGUGCUCGGGCGCUACUGACGCCGGCCCAGACGGAGCGCUCCCGACGGCAGGGCUGACGGCCGGCUCCUGUUUGGUGCCAUCCUGCCGGGCGUAUGCCCACCACCGGGGACCCAAGGGCGUCCAGGCAGAUGUGGGGCGGGGGAGGGCUGGGUCACUCUCUCUGGAAUGGACGCGGACGCCUUCCUGCCUUCUCCCCGGCUGGUGUCUUCGCCUUGCGGUGGUGGUCCUUCCGGCUGAAGAGCCAGGGUCGUUUUCUCCUGGGAUCAGAUCCUGGCCACGUCUGGCACGUGCUGCCCCUCCCGCCCCCCUUCAGCUGCCCCUGUUUUGCGUGGGGCGGGGAGGGCGACCCAUCCCUUCGUAACUCUGCUGGCUGCCCUUUGAGAAGGAGCUGCCAGCUGUUGUUAUUUUUCUGCUCAGAUCCGCGGACGAAGCGGCUUCCGACCUUCCUUCUUUUUUUAAUAAAAUAAAAUUAGUGGAGCACAA